Ctenocephalides felis (cat flea) is the source of this 1128-nucleotide messenger RNA. Its product is annotated as farnesol dehydrogenase-like. Bases 102 to 866 code for a protein of 254 amino acids. The record is from RefSeq and is a predicted model, not a curated record. The transcript is spliced from 7 exons. NCBI's taxonomy places the organism in Eukaryota, Metazoa, Arthropoda, Insecta, Siphonaptera, Pulicidae.
GUGUUCAUCAAGUUCAGUCGGGUUUUGCGAACCGCGCUAGUGAAUUGUGUUCCCAUAGUUUAUCUAGCUGGAGAUCGAUUCUGCAAUAAAGAACAUUUAAAAUGGAACGUUGGCAUGGUAAAGUAGCUGUAGUAACAGGAGCAAGUUCUGGGAUAGGAGCAGCAAUCGUGAAGGAUCUUGUCGAAGCAGGAAUGAAAGUUGUAGGACUAGCCAGACGUAAAGAUCGAAUGGAGGAAAAUGCAACAAAAAUGGAUAAAUCUAAAGGAGGAGAAUUUUAUCCAAUAAAAUGCGAUGUUGUUAAUGAGAGCGAAAUUUUAGAAGCUUUUUCAUGGGUAAAAGCAAACUUGGGAGGUGUUGAUGUCCUUGUAAACAAUGCUGGGAUUGUGAGGGGCACCAUGUUGACCAGUCCAGGAAAUACAGAGGACUUACGUCGGGUACUUGAUGUUAACGUUAUGGCUUUAAGUAUAUGUACUAGAGAAGCAUUUAAUUCAAUGAAAGAUCGCAAUGUCGCUGGACAUAUAAUUCAUAUAAAUAGUCUUGCUGGACACAAAAUACCAUAUAUAGAACCGCCUACAAUGAAUAUAUAUGCUGGAUCUAAGCAUUGCGUAACGGCAUUAACAGAAGUAUUUCGCCAAGAAAUGGUUUAUUUAAAUAACAGAACAAAAAUAACUAGCAUCAGUCCAGGUGUUGUAGACACGGAAAUAUUUGAAACGUUCAUUCCUCCAGAAAUUUUACAAGAGUUCAAAUCAGGAAAUCCUAGUUUGAAAUCUGAAGACAUCUCACAGGCUGUAUUGUAUGUACUUGGAACGCCGGAACACGUCCAGGUACACGAGCUUACCAUCAAACCAGUUGGUGAACAAUUCUAAAAGAAGCGGCAAGGUUUCGUAAUUGAAAUCAAUUCCCAGAAGAACUUUUUGAUACAAAAAUACUUAAAAAUGAAUUCUUACUUAAGAAAAUAAUGUUGAAAUUAUAUUAAAAUUGUAUACCUAAUUCAAAGUAAACAAUAAGUAGUCAGUGGCAGCGUUAGAUUAUCGUAGGCGUUCUAGUCAGGAAAACGAUAAAACACAUAGGCCAGACUAUAAUUAAACUAAUAAUACAAGUUCUAAGUAAUUAAAAACUUUGGACUGA